Messenger RNA from Drosophila simulans, 657 nucleotides. RefSeq lists its product as uncharacterized. The record is from RefSeq and is a predicted model, not a curated record. Bases 73 to 591 code for a protein of 172 amino acids. The transcript has 2 exons. NCBI's taxonomy places the organism in Eukaryota, Metazoa, Arthropoda, Insecta, Diptera, Drosophilidae.
UGUAUUACCGAGCAGUAAGUAUAAAAGUCGAGCAGGGGAAGAACCAUUUCUAUUAACAACAAGGUUUUCAAGAUGACAACAUCUGCUGUAGAAGCUCCCAAUAGUGCAUAUCCCGAUCUAGAAAAGCGACUGGAAAGGUAUUUGCGAAGUGUGUUCUGCCUCAAGGAAAUCGAUACUAAAAAUGAGUACGAUCCAACCGAAGUGGAGUACUUUGGACUUCUGAGUUUAUGCGAUGUUCGAGCGCCUCGCCGAAAACUGUGGUACAUGUACUAUGCGACGACAGAUCAGGUGGACAAAACUGUGGAUCAGAUCCAUCGUAAAUAUGGCCAAAGGAAUAUGUACGAGCUGUUCAGAAAACCGGUAUAUACAGGGGCUGGAAUGCGAUCCCGGGUUAAGAACCACUUCAAAGAACUUAAGUGGCAAGUAAAGGGAAAUAUUUUGGAAGCCCCUCCAAAUAGCUCCUUCAAUGACGAGAAAGUGGUAAACACAAUCGCAGAUUUAUAUCAGGACGAAAGGAGAAGAUACUUCGAUUACCUUAUGUCUAGGAGUAAUCUGUAUAAAUCGUGUACAUAUCGACACAUAAAUGCAUAACAGAGUUUCAUUUCUGUAUAAGAUUGUCUAGAAUAAAGCUUUAAUAUAAUAAUGCAAAUACAUAAA